AUAAUAGUAGUAGUACUAAUUUCACGAGUCGUCCAUCACUUCCCUAUUUUACCACGUGUUCUUCUUCUUCUUCUUCAAUCUUAAACUCUUCUACCCAUCCUUCCGUAAUAAACCCCAAACCCUAAUUUUACUCUGAGAAAAUCACAUGGCCUUUAGGCUCAGUUCUCGCCUAGCUUCUCGUCUCCUCCGCCCUACCAUCCUCUCCAAACCCUCCCUCCACCACCACCACCACCACCAAAUCUCCACCCUCUCCAAAUCACCAUUCCUAAUCCACCUCCUCGAAUCUCAACCUUCGAUCUCUCUCCCUCCCCACCUCCGCUUCUUCUCCACCGUCCGUCGCGUCCCUACCCGCCCCCCCCGCGUCGACAUCGGCGCACGUGCCCGGCAGAUGCAGACCCGCCGCCUCUGGACCUACGCCCUAACCUUCAGCUGCAUCGCCGGCUUCAUCGUCAUCGUCCUGAACAACUUCCAAGACCAAUUGGUUUUCUACGUCACCCCAACCGACGCGCUCACCAAGUACAAUUCAAACCCUAGCAAGAACAAAUUCCGCCUCGGCGGCCUCGUCCUCGAGGGGAGCGUGAACCACCCGGCGAAUUCCUCUGAGAUGGAAUUCGUCGUGACCGAUUUGAUCACGGACAUUCUGGUUCGGUACGAGGGCAGUUUGCCCGAUUUGUUUAGGGAAGGGCAUUCUGUGGUAGUGGAGGGGUUUGUGAAGCCGAUGGAGGAUGUGGUUAGGAAAGAGACGGGGGUGUCGGCGAAGAUUGUGAGUGUUUCGGGGAAGGCUAGGGGUGGGGAGUGUUAUUUCUCGGCCACGGAGGUGUUGGCGAAGCAUGAUGAGAAGUAUAUGCCGAGGGAGGUGGCUGAGGCAAUUGAGAAGAAUAAGAAGAAGAUCGAGGCAGGAGAAGGAGGGGGGGAGGAGGAGGAGAGGAGAGGAAAGAGCGCGUAGAUUAGCAUUUAACGGGUAUGAUACAGAUUUUGAUCUUAUUAUUGAAUUACUUGAUAACUAUACUUGUUUUGUGUUUCAAAAAAAAGUUUUGUGAUUGGAGGGAUAGUUAAAAUUGAUCGAGGCCUUUUGGUUUCCAAUUUUCUGUUGUAGCACAAUGAUAUUGUUUCUAAUUAUUCAAUUGUAUUGUGCCCAUGGGUAUGUGGGGUUCAUGCUUGGAUUUGAAUGGAAUAGUGAAUAAAUGCCUUUCAUUCAUUGAAUGAAUAUUGUGGAA
Rhododendron vialii is the source of this 1217-nucleotide messenger RNA. RefSeq names its product cytochrome c-type biogenesis protein CcmE homolog, mitochondrial. Gene Ontology annotation, biological process: protein-heme linkage; cytochrome complex assembly. The transcript has a single exon. NCBI's taxonomy places the organism in Eukaryota, Viridiplantae, Streptophyta, Magnoliopsida, Ericales, Ericaceae. The record is from RefSeq and is a predicted model, not a curated record. The coding region runs from base 146 to 946 and encodes 266 amino acids. Gene Ontology annotation, molecular function: heme binding. Gene Ontology annotation, cellular component: plasma membrane.